Molecule: messenger RNA, 423 nt
Organism: Parnassius mnemosyne (clouded apollo)
Lineage: Eukaryota; Metazoa; Arthropoda; Insecta; Lepidoptera; Papilionidae
Source: the annotation of a GenBank genome assembly
AUGGGAAACAAUAAAAAGCGAAGCAGGAGAAAACCAGGAGCUCGUAAUUAUGCUGAUUAUUCAGCGGAAAUGUUAGACGUUGCAGCGAAUCUCGUGCGAAAUAAAUUUAUUUCGUCAUACGAAGCGGAAAAGCAGUUUGGGAUCCCGCGUCGGACCGUUCUCAAUAAAUCUAAAAACAUUCAUAACAAACAAUUUGGACGACCCACAGAGUUAUCAGCAGAGGAAGAAGCUCACAUCGCAGACGUAGUGAAACUUUCUGCUGAAUUUGGCUGUCCUUUUACUAUUUUAGAUUUGCGCAUUUUAGUUUACAACUAUUUAGUAAAACGCGGAAAAGAUCUUUACAAAGGAAAAAUGCCAGGUGAACGUUGGGCCCGUGCUUUUUACAACGUCACAAUUUUUCCGAAAGGGCAGCACAAAAUAUAA